This is a messenger RNA of Jaculus jaculus (lesser Egyptian jerboa), 1168 nucleotides long. Its product is annotated as cytochrome c1, heme protein, mitochondrial. NCBI's taxonomy places the organism in Eukaryota, Metazoa, Chordata, Mammalia, Rodentia, Dipodidae. Gene Ontology annotation, molecular function: electron transfer activity; heme binding. Bases 12 to 983 code for a protein of 323 amino acids. The record is from RefSeq and is a predicted model, not a curated record. The transcript is spliced from 7 exons. Gene Ontology annotation, biological process: mitochondrial electron transport, ubiquinol to cytochrome c.
AGAGGGCCGACAUGGCGGCGGCUUCUCUUCGCGGAGCGGUGCUGGGCCCGCGGGGCCCGGGCUUUCCGGGCGCGCGUGCUCGAGGGCUGCUGGGCGGCGUGCGGCCCGGACAGCUCCCGCUGCGGACCCCCCAGGCAGUGUCCUUGUCCUCGAAGUCUGGCCUUUCCCGGGGCAGAAAGGUGGUGCUCUCAGCGCUGGGCAUCCUGGCAGCAGGGGGUGCCGGGCUAGCUGUGGCUCUGCAUUCUGCCGUGAGUGCCAGUGAUCUGGAGCUGCACCCCCCCAGCUACCCGUGGUCUCACCGUGGCCUCCUCUCAUCCUUGGACCACACCAGCAUCCGGAGGGGUUUCCAGGUAUAUAAGCAGGUGUGCUCCUCCUGCCACAGCAUGGAUUACGUGGCUUACCGCCACCUGGUGGGCGUGUGCUACACAGAGGAUGAAGCUAAGGCGCUGGCUGAAGAGGUGGAAGUCCAGGAUGGCCCCAAUGAUGAUGGGGAGAUGUUCAUGAGGCCUGGAAAGCUGUCUGACUACUUCCCAAAACCAUACCCCAACCCUGAGGCUGCCAGAGCUGCUAACAAUGGAGCCAUUCCCCCUGACCUCAGCUACAUCGUGCGAGCUAGGCACGGUGGUGAGGACUAUGUUUUCUCCUUGCUCACUGGCUACUGUGAGCCCCCCACUGGGGUAUCACUGCGGGAAGGACUGUACUUCAACCCCUAUUUCCCUGGCCAAGCCAUUGGCAUGGCUCCUCCCAUCUACACUGAUGUCUUGGAAUUUGAUGAUGGCACCCCAGCUACCAUGUCACAGGUUGCCAAAGAUGUCUGCACGUUCCUGCGCUGGGCAUCUGAGCCAGAACAUGACCAUCGCAAACGCAUGGGCCUCAAGAUGUUGUUGAUGAUGGGCUUGCUGCUGCCUCUGAUGUAUGCCAUGAAGCGGCAUAAGUGGUCAGUCCUAAAGAGUCGAAAGCUGGCGUAUCGGCCGCCCAAAUGACCCUGUUCAACAUCUGUUUGCCAUCUUGCAUAAGCAGGCCCAUCCUCAAGCUCAGGAGCCUGUUCAGGCUCAGCGAGCCCACUUGGCCUGGCUUUUCAACUGGGACAAGAAGGCAGAAGACCAGCCUCUUGCUCCAGACCUUCCUUCAGCCCUCAUCAUGGGAAUAAAUUAAGUUUGUCAACAUA